This is a messenger RNA of Aspergillus nidulans FGSC A4, 866 nucleotides long. Its product is annotated as EXPERA domain-containing protein. Gene Ontology annotation, cellular component: membrane. The coding region runs from base 1 to 813 and encodes 270 amino acids. Gene Ontology annotation, biological process: sterol metabolic process. Gene Ontology annotation, molecular function: cholestenol delta-isomerase activity. NCBI's taxonomy places the organism in Eukaryota, Fungi, Ascomycota, Eurotiomycetes, Eurotiales, Aspergillaceae. The record is from RefSeq and is a predicted model, not a curated record. The transcript has a single exon.
AUGUCCACCGUGACACCCCCGGCGUCGAGCUUCACCAUCGACACCCCGACAAUCCUUUGCAUCCUUUUCGCCCUCUCCUUCAUGCCUAUCGCCUACGUCCUUGGAAACAAUCUGAUCCCCUCCUCCCAAACGCGCAACCGCAUCCUCUUCUACUGGCACGCCUACGAUGCCCUAACUCACCUCUUCAUCGAGGGCUCUUUCCUUUACGAAUGCUUCACCAGCUACGCGACUUUGCCCGCUGGGUUCGCUGCGCCAGAACCGGCAUUCCUCGGUAUCAAGGAUAGAGUCUACGGAGCUGCACAUGGAUCAGCACCAUCCGCGAGGCUCUGGCAGGAAUAUGCGAAGGCCGAUAAGCGCUGGGCGACGGCAGACGCUACUGUAAUUUCCUUGGAACUCCUGACAGUCUUCCUGGGCGGUCCUGCAGCGAUCUAUGUCUGUUAUCUAGUGUGGCAGUCGAGUUGCACACAGCCGGCCCCAAAGCCGACCUCGUCUAAAUCCUCUUCACCAAAAUCGACGUCCAAAUCGUCUGCCGCGAAGCUGGAAAGCCAGGGCGCUUCCAAAGCAAAAUUAUGGCUUGUGGCCACGGCUCUCGCCACGGCGGAGCUCUACGGCGGGUUCAUGACUUUUGUGCCGGAGUGGUUAACCGGCUCGACGCAGUUGGAUACGAGCAAUGCAGUUUAUUUGUGGUUUUACCUCUUCUUUUUCAAUACGCUCUGGGUUUGGAUUCCGCUUUGGGUGCUUUGGGAGGCGGCUAAAGAGGUUAAACGGGCGUUUGUGCUUGCUGAGGGGGUGGAAGGAAAGAAGGUCAAAUAAUAUGGUUUUCGGGUCGUAUAUUGAAUUUUGUGGGAAUGGUCUGUUGAUAUCUA